UUUUAUAAAGGUGACGUUCUUGGAAUUGAUGUCUCCCACAACUUCAGAUAGUAUCACUAACAAAGGCAAACAAAAUAGUUCAUCGAGAAAUUUUCAGUUCAUUCGUGUUUCACUAAAAAAAGUCUAUGAAUAUGAUGCUGAUAUCCAUAUUGUCUCCACAUUUAAUCCGACUGAAUGCCAUUUUGGAGAACAAAAGUUCUAUUCUUCUCGGCAGUCACACCCGUUCCUUGUAGGAUUAGACCACAUUUGCUUGGGCGCUACAAUGAGUAAAAACAAUAAUUCCACUGCAGAUAAUAAUGAAUUUAAUGCUGAAAGGAGUAAACGCGAUGAACAGUUACGCUUGGUGCGGUUAUUCAAUGGUGGUGAUUUUAAAAAGCAAUUUGGACGUCAAAAUUUUUUUUCAAAUCGAAAGACAUUUGGAGCAAAUUCUUGUCGUAAAGGACUUGUUUGGCGUUCUCUAGAUUCCUAUGACUAUGUAUGCGUUACUGAGCAACGUCAAAAAUUGGCCCAACGCGAGAAUCUACUUCAAGAAAACCGCAUUUCAUAUAAUGGACAUGCGAUUAGAUGCAUUGAACCAUUUCUGUCAAGACGCGCCUUCCCUGGCGAUGAAAUUUGUGUUUUGGCUGAGGAGAAAUUCCACAUCUUUAGAGAAAACUCGCAGGCAUGUAUUUAUCAACAAAUAUUGCAUAUUUAUCUUCUUAUUUAG
Molecule: messenger RNA, 706 nt
Organism: Meloidogyne enterolobii
Lineage: Eukaryota; Metazoa; Nematoda; Chromadorea; Rhabditida; Meloidogynidae
Source: the annotation of a GenBank genome assembly